GUAGAAGACCACGAUAAAAGAAUCAGCAUCUUCUUGAAGUCCAGCACUACAAGCACAACUUGAACGCUUCAAACACUCAACUCAAACUCCUCUCACCAUGUGUUGCAGAAAGAACCGUCAGAGAUACUUCGAGCAACAAGCGUUGUAUUCGCCACCCGCACGAGGCUGUUGUGGACAACGUCGAACACGUCUUCAGAUAAGCACCUCCAACACCUCCAACUUCUCCGAACGACCUACCAUGGCUGGUCUCCUUGCCAUAAGUCUCGGUCUGGGUGCAGAGAAGCUGGGACGCACCAUAUCCGAGAAAAGACUCGAGCGCAAGGAGAAGAAGGCUAUUACUCAACAUGAAGCGAUCUAUGGCUCUUCAUCAUCGGCGCCACCACCGCCAACCACAACUCGAGAGCAGAAGAGUAGGUCGGAAAAGAAACGCGAGGAGGCUCAGCGCGCACUGGAUGAAGCUCGUCGAGAGCCACCAAGUGCGCCACAGUACGAAAGCAGACGCCGAAGUAUGGAGACAGAGAGGGUCAGUAGUGAGGAACCGCCGCCGAGUUACGAUGAUGCAGUACGUCACGAUGAAAAGCGUUCUUGAAUCGUCAAUAUCUACGGCGGACAUGUAUUCUGUACGAUGCUGGUGUACAUUUGGUUUGGCAUGAUGCUUCGUUCGUCACUUUGUAACUAUCUCUAAUUAGCGAAAACCAUUCGGUUACUUAUGAGAUCAACGCCGCUCUUGUCACCUCAGAAUUUUUGCUCGCAAGCUC
Molecule: messenger RNA, 758 nt
Organism: Alternaria rosae
Lineage: Eukaryota; Fungi; Ascomycota; Dothideomycetes; Pleosporales; Pleosporaceae
Exons: 3
Coding region: 98-589 (163 amino acids)
Source: RefSeq, a predicted model, not a curated record